This is a messenger RNA of Amoebophrya sp. A25, 10004 nucleotides long. Lineage: Eukaryota; Dinophyceae; Syndiniales; Amoebophryaceae. The record is from the annotation of a GenBank genome assembly.
AGGGUGUGAUAUAGGUACUAGUGUCAUUGUUCGGAAGUUUUUUGGCUGCACUUAUCAACCCGCUUCCUUUGAUGUAUGAGGAACUAACUGUAAGUCCUUGCUCCCUAUUCAUCUUAGUAUAGCUCGUACAACGAACUAGAGAAAAAAUUUUGAUUGAUUUACGGUAUUAAAUCCUAUGUAUUCCUAAUCAGUAAAUCUAGUCUGUUCACAAGUACUCACUUACGGGAGUAAACUCCUAGUCGUCCUAACAAGAUGAUCUUGAUUUUGAUUGGCAAUAGCAAGAGACGACCUGGAGAGCGACAGAUGGGACUCUACUCCUUCUCAUUGCUGUCCCUAGCACUCUUGCUAUUCUCGAUAGGCGAAGAGUUGAGAAUAGGGCUUGUUCAGCAUGUACUCGGACAACGAGAACGAUCACAGCCGGACGGAGAGCGUGAGGAAGUCGUCGAUCCACUUGGUACAACUUCGACAAUGACAUCUCUGGAUGAAGAGGAAAAUCGCGAGAAGAAGAUAGCCGGUAGUACGCCGGUGACCCCAGUAGAGGCUAACCACGAAGCUGGCAUCUCCGGAGAUUCUUCUUAUAGUACGAAAGAAGUAGCAUCUACCACUUCUAGGUGGAGGUAUUUGUCCGCUUCAGCUCCAACCAGGUACUUUUUAACUUCGGUGAACUGCAAAUCCACUGAGGAGUUGCAGUCUGUGCAAGAAUGCGAGACUGCGGCUCACGGAUUGAUGGGCUUAUCUACUACGGCGCUUCUGAAACCAAGGGCUUGGCGACCCUUGAAUACCAUGAAUCGCGCUGGCUGUUGGUAUGAACAGGGCUCGAGGUUGCUAGUGUACAAAGCAGAAGGAGACGACCGAGACAUGAGCGCGAAUCACGGAGACUAUUUGCGCUUAUGUCGUCAACGGCACGAAGAUGAGCACCAUUUCGCGAGCAUUUAUUUUCCAACUGCAACGAUCUUGUUGGCCAUUGGCGUUUCGCUGCUUUGUUUCUUCGUCGGAACGUCUCUGCUGCGGGAUUUUUUGCCUUCUAGCUUGUUGCUAGUACUUAGUGGGAUGCUCACGAAGGUGCUAGGACACUUGUUUCCAGAGGACACGCCGAUAGCGCAAUUGAUCAACGCAGUGUCGCACGUGGAUCCUCAUGUCCUGUUUUGGCUUCUACUUCCCAUGUUGCUCUAUGAAGAUGGCGCAAGUGCAGAUUGGCGGGUUCUACGUCCUGUUUUCCGCAAUGCGAUGGUGCUAGCCGGGCCAGGGGUGUUGAUAUCGUUCUUGCUUCUAGCGGUGUUGAUCCGGGCGACGUUUCACAACCCGGUGCCGAAGGAGAUAGCACGGAUAGACGGUGGAAUACAAGUAGCCUCGUCGGAUCUGUCUCCGAACAGCAGUAGUGUGACUCUUGACGAUGCGGAUGCGGAUGUCGGGUGGCCUUUUGAUUAUGUGCACUUCACCAGUCAUUACAUACUGGACAAUAACAGUGUGGCCCCGCGACGCUCAAAGCACACAAAGUAAAUUAGCCGGCUAAUUUCCCUCGAUGGUUCGGAGGUCGUUCGUGACCCUAUUCGCAAUAACAGUGAUUUGUGGCUUACAGUGGGUACCAUUACAAAAAUUUGAAUUCCUAGAUGGCAAAAAAAAUGUCUUCAUUCUAGCCCUAGUACGAUUUCAUCUAACGACAAUCUUGUCUCCUUCUGGGCGUGAUUUUAUCCUAGUACGAUUUCAUCUAACGACAAUCUUGUCUCCUUCUGGGCGUGAUUUUGUCGGCCACGGAUCCUGUUGCGGUUAUUGGUGCGUUGAAGAAGCUGGGUGCGCCAGCGCGAUUAUCCUUACUGAUAGCCGGAGAAGCAUUACUGAAUGACGCGACCGCUGUUGUGUUUUUCCUCCUGUUCUUCGACAUUGCACGAGGAGUCAAGGAGUUUUCACUCGGUGGUAGCAUCCUCACCUUUAUUCGUCUGGCGUGCGGUGGGCCGCUGCUUGCGACUGUCGGAAUGCUUUUUGUCUUUACCAUGCUAAAACGGGUGAAGCACAUCGACGCAAACGUGUUUUUAUUCACAUUAUGGCUCUUUGUUUGUUUGGUGGAUGAUUUUUUGAAAUUGAGCUUUUUUUUUUGUCGAGCAUUGGCCUGCCUAACUCCUUCUUUGAAUCGACGAACCUUGAAUGCUCGAUUCUUGCUAGACAGUUCUUUGUAAAAUCAAUUGCUUUCUGGCAUGAAUCUUGGAUGCCUAAUAUUUAUUAGCUCCUCGUUCUUCAGCACUUCCAUGCCUCUAACCCAUGUCUCAGCCGUAGUCUUUGCCCUUUUUUUCGUAGCGGAGAUGCAUGAGAUUCACGUAUCUGGUGUCCUAGCCGUCGUCGCUUUUGCGUUCUGGUAUGCAGCGGUUGGGAAGGACAUGAUGCUGCUCAACGGCGGUGACCACUUAGCACACGCACACCAUCAAGUAAUCGGGUUUCUAGCGCAAAUGAGCAACGAUUUUAUCUUUUACAUAGCAGGCGUAGUGAUGGGCAGGUACAUGCUGUAUUCGGACAUGGGAGUAAGGGACUGGGCUGAAUUGGUGCUGCUGUAUUUUUAUGGGGGACCAAAAAUCGGUCAGUUGUUUUUUCAACAGCGGUCUGCGUAUUGUGCUCAUAUAUAAGAAAAUAUGCGGCAGUAGGAACCUCAUAUCUACUAGAUCGAAACAUGGAUGAAGAAAGAUGUCAACGAGGACCCAUAUAAUUAAAGAAAUACAGUGCACACCCGUCAAUAUAAUUGGCUGGGUAUAUCAUCAUCAUCAUCAUCACCAUAGUGCACUCCUCUAAUCCUGCAUGUGCCAUCUGUGUCGUGCUACGGCAGUGCUGCUACUCUUGCCAGUUCUGAAUACAACCGGGUUCGGGGUGUCGAUUAAAGAAGCGAUGGUCUGCGUCUUCGGUGGGUUGCGAGGUGCAGUUGGUCUAGCAAUGGCGCUCUUGGUGGAAUUGGAUCAGAGUACUUGACUUUUGCAUCUCUUCACCGCUUCGUUCAAUUUCAAAUUCAACUGACGCAUCAUGAUCCUAAGUAUUUGUUAUUCAUUCCUUUGUUAUAUUCAAUCACCUAGCAGGGUAUUUUUUGUUACUACAAGCUUUGUUCUGAGUUAUUGUUAAUAAAGUUACCUCCAAUAGAACAAACUGUUGCUAUUCAUUCCUUUAUCCAAGCCCACCAUGAUCCUCAUCACCCACACCCUCACCAGGUGCCGACGCCCUCGAUGUAGAGCUUCGUCUCCGCAUUGGCUUCCAUGUGUCCGGAAUGGCCUUGCUUACUCUGGCUAUCAAUGGCGUAGCGUUUGGGCGCGUCUAUAACGCCUUGAACCUCUAUCCAGGUCGUGGAGAGGGUCCUAAUCAGCUCAUGAUGCGCAAAAGCGCAUUGCUGGCUGAGGGAAUCAUUUUUGAGCAUCUGAAGGAGAUGCACCAUCACUGGUUGUUUUGUAAUAUUAUGGAACGAGGAGGAUUUUUUAGCUUGUGUGAUGAUUUCUUUUCUUGCAGGAGUUCACAAGGUUGGUUUUUAGUCGUCUAGAUCAGUCUUGCUCGUCUUGCUCUUGGAAAGAACGAUAAUAGAAUUUCUCUGAAGAGAGGAAGAAGUGCUCCUCGUCCCUAGGUUUGUGCAUGAUGAAUAAAUCACAAUGCUAGUUGCCUCUACUACAUGGGAAAUAAAAAGAAUGAUUAUGAUGUAGAUGAGUGCCGAUACCUGUACAACGAACCUCCUCUAAUACCAUGUCCGACGAAGCUAUUUUGAAGUUAGUUCCUAGAGUGAGCGAAAUGCUGAUGCACGAAAUCAAGGAGGACGAGGAAUUUUUGCGCAUUACGAAGAUCAUCACGGAUAAAAUGGACUCGGAAUCGGGAGCCACGUCACCUGCAUCUGGUCCCGCAGUGAAGAAGAGGAAAGGGGAUGAUUAAGACUCUCAUUGGCGAUACUUCUCAUUUUUCUUCUCCAUGAUACAUGAUUAUUUUCGUGAUUCUCAAGAACACCUCAGUUUUCUACUCUUGAGCAAAAGAGGCAGAUGUAUGCACGUCUUGCGAUUGCGAAUGAAAUGACUUUGUUGCUCUAUCGCCAACCUAUAGAAAUCACAAAAACCUCAUUAUCUUUCUCUCAUUUCAAGCACAGUUUUCUCUCCGCUUCAAAGCUCAUUAUCUUCUAAUAUGAAACCAACGGAACGACUAGUGACUCCAUAGACGAACAAGCGGCAGAGGUGAAUCAAGAGGUGCAGGAAAUGAGCAAGGUGUUGUCUGGGAUUUUGAUCCCAAAACGCUUAUUUAAGGCCCAAUAUGAAUAUUUAUUUCAUUUCUGCCAUUCAGUUCUCGCAGUUUCCUUCUUGGGAUUCUGAACGAAGAAGUGAAGCCUUCAGAGGGGAAGAAGUGAAAUGCUUGUUUGCGCUCUAACUUAUCCUCCCAAGCGAACCUCCACCAAGGCUUUUCUGGCAAGAAAGAAAAUGCUGGCCUUCGACGGUCGUUGACGCGCUUUGACAAUUCGCAUUCCUACGCAGAGCGGCUCCACGGUUUUUUCGUAGUACGUUGGGUCGAGUUCUUACUCCGGCUGGUGUACAAGACAUCGGUGUCUGUCGAUUUCGAGAAGUUGCGCGGCAUUCAGAAGGAACCGACGGCCUUAGAACGAGCUCUAGUUAUGCCUUGAGAAAAGCCAUCUUGCCCAACUGGCAUCUUCUUGGUCCCGUUUGAGAGUAUUACAUGUAUGUUGAUAAAAAGCACAAGAAAACUCGAUGAGUAAAAUGCUCAAGACUCAGUUGUCAACAUUUUGGCCCCUUCUUGUUCUUAAUAAGAGAAAACGAGGAGGGGGAAGGGGACCAAGCUCAAGACACCGACUGAGAAUGAGAUGGAUUUACAACUCAAGGUCUAAUCUAGACCACUUGCACGAGGAAUUUCAUAGUGCAAAACACUAUGAAAGGGUGUUUUCAAAAUUGGCGAGUGGGCACCUACGUAGAGGAAGCGCGCCACAAGUUCGAGGACAAGCAGUUUUCGAGCCAUUUGAGUGGGAGCAUCGCAAAGGCUUGUUCUGCUUUUUUUAAGGCCUAUAUUAUAUAGGAACUCGAGGAAGUAGUACAACUAGGUAGAACGAUGACACUGAAACGAAGUAAAAUUCUGUUGCAAGGAAUGCUAAUUCGUCCGAUAGCUCAAGAAUCCUUAUAAGGAGUUCGAGAUGAAAGUGCUUGUAAAACAAAAUAAGUCUAAGCACUUAGUUCAGCAUAACAAACCAAGUAAGCAAACCUAGCCCAGCAUAGAUUUUGUUUGAUGAAAGACCACCAUUACCUAGUCCACCAUCAAAUCGCAAUCUCCAUUGUUCUAACUCCUGAUACCUGAGAUGCCAGAGGCUUUUUUGCAGAGGCAAGAGCAUGCUUCUGCGUGGCUAAAGGACAGCUUUGACCCGUCGAAUGGUGGGAGUCAACAAACAGUGUUGAAUAUGUACCUAAACGCGCUCACAGCUGGUCUGGAAAUUAGGACCUUAUUUCUUUUUCAUGAGAUCGAGAGCAUUGAUUCCGAUUUUCAAUGGAGGACUCAAGCCCUGGAAGCUAUUUGUGUUUUUUCUACAGACAAACAGACACUUUAAAUGAAUGAAUCGAGUCCAGGAGGGAUGUCUACUUACUUGGAUCGUGCUCUCAAGGAUGCUCUUUCGACCACUACUGCGUAUCCUCUAACAAAAGGUUGCGCAAAGAGCGUCACGGCAUCGCGACUUGGUCAGCGGCGGCGAUUGGCGAAGCAUUGGAGUUCAGCUAUGAAGCGCGUGACGGCAUAUUGAGGUCUGAUGCGUGUUUGCGUGGAUUUGCGAAGAAGAAGUUCUUCCCCAAAAUGCCAGAAGAAAUAUGGACGCAACCUGCAAGCCUUCAGAGACAAUGGGCUUUGGAAUUGAGGCUGCAAGAACUUGAACUUCCUUGUCGUAGGGUGCAUAGAAACUGCCGUCCUCUAGAAUAAUCUCAUAAUUUACCGUCUAGAAUAAUCAUAAUAUUUAUCAGUCUAUCAAUUUACAUCUGGGUCACAACCUAUUACUUAUACUUUAUAGAUAGAUACCAAUGUUCUGUGGGUCAGGGUCUAUUUGCUUGCUGUAAGUGAAGACACUAAAAAUAUGUUCGCUGGCGUGAUGUUUUUCAUUGAAGAAUCAAAUAUUUGGUACACUUCAGUAGACAAGCAGUAUACUUCAGUAGACAAGCAUGAUGAUGAAAGAUGUCAACAGAUACGAUUACGUAUGGGCCGUCUGCUCUCCAAUGAUCAAGACCAUGCUCUACUUGGUUAUUCUAAUACAAGCGGGCUUCUGUCGUCUCUACGCCUCUUACGGUAGUGUCUACACACCGAUUUACGCCGCGGAGACGAAGUUAUACGAGCGUCUUCGCACAGAUCCGAACGCUGAGAAUGAAACCGAAGAUGUAGAGGAUUACACCCCAUCAACAACAAAAAGUAAUUCUAAAACGGCGCGGGGCGUCGAAUCAUCUCCCUACAGAGUCGGCGUUUCCCCAUCCGAUGUUAGAGGAGGUGAGAGCGCAUCAUCAUCAAAAACUACACCUAGUAAAGGGACGAAGAAAAAAAAGUUUGCGGAUGUGUUGCAUGCAAAUCGAGUAUCCUUCGCGAAACUGGAAGAAGGUGCUCGUGCACUCCUCUUCUACUGCCUUUUGGUCGAAAACGCGCGGGCGCUCCUGCAGCCACUCAUACGGUUAAGACUCUGUCUGAAUUCAGCGUUGAGGAUGUCACUGCCAUCUUUGUACAAGAAUUUUCAAUAGCUAUCCGAAACGCCGGAACAUAUCUCUCAUUCAUGACCUUUCUCGUCCACAUAAGAGCGCAAUCAAAAACAUUUAAGGUUUCUUCUUGGGACUAGUUUCACCUUGUCGAUGGUUAAUGAAGACCAUUUGAGGUGCGUUGACGAUGAACUAGUUGUACAUACGUUUUUCUAAUCCCUGAAGCAGUAGUCUUGGAUGAAGCAGAGAAGGUUGCGGAAGCGAAGAGACACGUAGAGUUUGAACAAAACAUGAGACAAGACACUGUGGAGUUGGGUAGCAUCAGGCAGAACACCAAGGACCUAGUGGGGAGUGAGCAGCAAGGACCGGCGCCAAGAAGAGCGAAUACAAUUAAGACCUAGAACUAUUUCUAUCUAGAUUUGUGUUGAACAAUUUCUACUUGGGCUUUAAGGUGACCUCCUAGCCCGCGCAAGAACUACAACUUCGCUCUUGUUGCAACAGGGAAAAAAAUAAGGAAAGAACGAAAUCAAUAUGAUUUUCAUCAAAAGAUACUUCGUAUAAGUACUCAGCAUGCCUCCAGCUGAUGUAGCAUGCCAAGAACUUCCAUUGCUCUAAUCUGAGAUCACCUUCAAGUAUUCCUAUCGGCAAAUCUUCAGGAGAGGCGCUUCCUAUGGGUGUUUCAUCUUCUACGAAAGCACUCCAGGAACGUUUUAUCACAGGCAGUGUCAUUAAGGCUCGUCCUCCAUGUAUUUCAUUUCUUUGCACGGGCUCGUUCUACAACGAACUUCAAGAAUGAAAUAGAACCUCCCAACAAGAAACGAAAUUAUACGUACUUUGAGCUCUUCUAAUGUCAGCUUCGCUCUCGAUCAAUUGGAUACGAGUUUGAGGCGCGUCCUCUAUGCCGCCAGAACCCUGCUCAUCAAGACGUUUUUGGAGCCGUUCCCACGACUCGGGAAAGCCUGGCUGCAUGCAUUAUUGGCACGAGGGAUCACAGAGGACAUGUACAGACAGCUGGAGUUGUGUCAACAUUAAGACUUCUUCAGAGAUAGAUUAUCCAUGUAGAAGUAAGUAGAUUAAGUAUCCAUGGACAACUUAGUGAGUACUAGAUUUGUAGAACUUCUUCCACUUUCUGGAUGAGAAAAGUACAGUACUUAUUUUUCAGCGACCACAGCACUAUGAAUGAUCGUAGACUAGCACUAGUUCUGUUUGUCGAGGGAAAGCGAGGAGAGGUACAUGCACAUUGAUUUGUUUAGUUCUGUUUUUCAUCAAGGGAAAAGAUGAGUCACGAAGAUGUAUUUCUUGGAGAUGGAGAAACAAAAGAGUAAUCUGGUGGGCUACGAUUGGCAGCAAGAUGCUCAUCAUGCAGCUCUUGAUGAAGAGGAUGGAAAGAUACAAAUAGUGCGUAUAAUUAAUGUCAACUUGUUUCAACAAAAUAGGAAUAGCACACGACCACACAAGUUCUAACGACCAGCCGGAAUUCUCACAGGGCAGGAACUGUCUCUUCUAGAAGAACAAGUCUUCCAUGAAGUUUUCGAGCGAUUGGAAUUGUAUUUGCAGCUUGAGGGCCUGGCGGAUUUUGCAGCAGAAGACGAGCUCGAACAGGAAGAGAUGAACGCGGAUGCUGCUCCUAUUGUUAAGGUAGAGUUGUAUUGUUUUAUCUUUAUGAUGACCAUGACAGGACGACGAUAUCGCCGGCGCUUAAUUAGUUUUAGCAGAUAGGAGGAUACUUGGCGAUAGCUCCGCUUUUCUCUUUUCUAUCUCCCUCGCUCUGGUCUUUUUUUUUUCUAGUUAGGUCGGCUCCGCCACAAUUUAGGACGGCCAUGACUCAUAGUGAAGCAUAUACUCACACUGAAGCUGAAGGCUAUUACUUGUCCCACCUCUACUAGGUGUAGAAACAGUUUCUCUCAUCCCAAGCACUGUUCUACUCUCUGCUUCGAAGCUUAUUAAUUAUCCCACCCCACCCUCUGCUUGUUCCACUCUCCUCGUACCCUUUCAGUUGUUCCACGUACUUCUUGUUCUUGUUAUUGAGUUCUUCUUCUUCAGUGAUGUAGCUGUAGCUCUACUCACGUGGUAUCCUCUGGACGAAGAUACUGUUUUUAAUUCGAUCAGAUAUUAGAACUCUUCUUAAAGAAAUGCGAAACCAAUAAUUAAAGUUGUCUGUAAUACCCCACGAAUGGGUACAGUACUACUACUACAUCCUUGAAGAACAUGCAGAUGCACUUCUAUUUGAGUGAGUAUGUGGAGCUGCUUUCUUAACAUGUACUUCUCCGUCUUCUAGUACAUCAGCUGCUUUAACAUGUACUUCUUCUAGUUCUACUACAACUUCUUGUUCCUUUUAGUGCUGUAAGUUCCUUUUAGUGCUGUAAAAUAAAGAAGCCCCAAGAAUAAAACGAAUUCUUGUAAGUAAUAUGUGGACGUAGUAGAGCUUCUCUUCGUCUUCUAACAUCUGUCCAGUGAAACUGGACUUGCAUCUGACGUCCUCGCGGCACAAGGAACGACACGAGAUAAGGGCAAAAUGCCUAGCUGGAGAGAAUGCGGGAGCGAGGCGAAAGACACUGCUGAGCACCAUGACAAUGCCAUUCAUCGUCAAGAAAAAUUUUGAGGAGCAUGGCAGAGAAGGAGAGGGCCGCAAGGGCGACGGAGGAGAUGUUGGCAGAGAAGGAGGAGGAGAGGGCAGUUAAGGGCUACGGAACUACAUUCCGGACUACCAUCCUUGGCCCUUUUACUACUGGAAAUGAAGCCAGGGAUGUUGUGAGGAGUGGGAUUCUAAGACAGGGAAGGAGACGACAGAGAGAGAGAAGGCGCCGAAGAUACCAAAAACAAUGGAGAGCAUCAAUGAGAAUCAAGUUGUAGCUUGUUUACUAAGGAAGAUGUCCUAUUACGAGAAUAGAUGAAGAUCAAGAUUAUGAACAAGAAUUCUGAAAUAACUCAAUAUUGUGUUUACAUUUUUUGAAUACAACGAGAAGAAGAAGAACAACAACAUCACCGAACCCACUUGAUUAAGCAGUUAUAUUUCCCAGAAAAAAACCCAUGUGAUUAUGAUAAGAUAAGCAAAGUUUUCCAGGAAGACUCAUUCACGAAAUAUCCUACUACUAGACAACACGCGACUUACUAUACUAUAGAUUUGUCACAUCAUGAAUGCCUCUAUCGACGUUAGUGUGUCUCUGUCAGAAUACGAACGAACGAAAGCGAGGAGAGGAAAAAAAUACGCUGGAUCAAACCUAGAUUCUCAGGAAAAAAAUGAUCUUCAUCUACUUGGUGUGUCUGUGCUGUGAGAGAUGAUCUUCAUCUAUGGUAAAUAGAGGGGCUAGCUUAGUCUCUGUUGUGAGAGAUGAG